Molecule: messenger RNA, 2171 nt
Organism: Daphnia carinata
Lineage: Eukaryota; Metazoa; Arthropoda; Branchiopoda; Diplostraca; Daphniidae
Exons: 5
Coding region: 54-1901 (615 amino acids)
Source: RefSeq, a predicted model, not a curated record
CAGCUAGACUCACGAAAUUCGACAGUCGAACGUCUCACUUGUCCGGUUAAAGAAUGGCCGGCACUAACAAAUUGUUUAAGGUGUUUGCAAUCGUUUUGCUGCUCGGCGUCCUACUCUUCGCUGUCGACGCUGCAAGUAAGAAACAUUUGAAGACUAAAACAGCUCCAAAGAAGAUCUUACAUCACCUUCUGUACUCGGACGAUGACGACCUGAUGCUCGGAGAUGAGCCGGAGUCUAGCGGCGAUGGUCCCGACGGCCCAGAUAACGAAGGAAGUGCCACUCCAACAGUGAAGCCCAAGCCACCAGCUAACGAGCUCGAUCCUGAUUUCUCCAUCGAUGGAUUGCCAGACAUCAACGAACUUCUACCUGGAAAUAAUAUGAACUGGCCCACGUUUAAACCUGCCAUCAGGCCUACGGCUAAACCCCCUUGCCAUUUAACUAACUCUUGCCCACCGGUGAAACCCCCCUGUCAAUCGGGUCAACCUUGCCCACCGGUGAAACCCCCUUGUCAAUCGGGUCAACCUUGCCCACCACCCCAAUCGCCCUGUCAUUCAGGGAGACCCUGCCCACCGGUUCAACCACCGGCCCCACCUCCGUGUUCUCCAGCUAAACCUUGUCCACCGGUCCAGCCACCGGCUCCUCCGUGUCAUUCAGCUAGACCUUGUCCACCGGUCCAGCCACCGGCCCCACCCCCAUGUUCUCCAUCUAGACCUUGUCCACCGGUUCAGCCACCGGCCCCACCACCGUGUCCUCCAGCUAAACCUUGUCCACCGGUUCAGCCACCGGCCCCACCUCCUUGCCAUUCAGCUAGACCUUGUCCACCGGUCCAGCCACCGGCCCCACCUCCAUGUUCUCCAAGUAAACCUUGUCCACCGGUUCAACCACCGGCCCCACCUCCGUGUCCUCCUGCUAAACCUUGCCCACCGGUUCAACCACCGGCCCCACCUCCAUGUUCUCCAACUAAACCUUGUCCACCGGUUCAACCGCCGGCCCCACCUCCUUGCCAUUCAGGUAAACCUUGUCCCCCGGUCCAACCUCCAUGCAACGCAGGCAAACCUUGUCCACCGGUCAAGCCUCCGUGUCAGCCUAAUCGCCCGUGCAACCAAGUCAGCCUGCCACCUGUAUACAGCCCAGCCAACGUGUGUGGAAAAACCUACUUUUGCCGGAAAGGAUACAGCGGCCCGUGUCACAGAAAUGAAAUUUUUACGUCCUCACCGAGCUAUUUAUCACGGCCCGUCUCUUCCGGACGUUCGACUUGCCCCAACUAUUUUUCUCCGCCGGCCGGCUGCUUCUCAUCCACGAACAAUCCGUUCGCUUUAACAGGCAAGAGUUCACCUGGAUAUUGCACGAUUCGCUAUGCCCACCAGCCUUGCUACGGCUACCCUUCGACGUACCGCUAUUGCAAACAAACAAAACAAUGCUAUCCUACCACGCCCACGUCGCUGUAUGACCCCAGACCGCCACAAGGACCGUGUCCAGCUGACCAGUAUUUUGCUAUCGCAGAUAAGUACUACGGCUAUUGCCGUUGCAAUCGCCCCAACUACGUUCAUUGCCCACAGACGAAACGCUGUUACCCAGCAUACACUAAGGGAUCUUGUACCGCUGGCCAGUGGCUUGUUCCACACGGAAAUGUUGGCUUAGCUACCUGCAAAGCUUGCCCUUGUCCUUCACUGGCGGACGGCCAUCACAUGUACUGGAGCGGGAAGGGCCAUCAACACGGAAGACCUGGAUGUUACAAGUCUCAAACGCGAGGUCCUUGCCAACACGGCAUGCGAUUUGUGGUUGACGAUAUUCUCACGGGUUCUGCGCAUUGUGUUCGCAAUCACUCGAGACGACCGAGUUCGAGUUACAACUCGUUGUGGAACGACUGGAACUUGUUUUACGGCAAUUCCAAUUUUUAACCGGUCAUCAGUGCAAUAAUGUUUAGAAAUUUAUCCUACUUAUCUUUCAUAAGAAAACUUUACGUAGCCAGAGAAAAAAAUUGCAAAAUUUUUCAUUUUAAAAAUUCGCAAUAAUUCCAGUUCAGUACUGCCAAGAACUUUAAUAGCCUUUCCGUUUUUCCUUGUCACCAUUUUUGUUCAGUUUAUUUUAGAUGACAACAUAAUGUGCUUAGAUCACUAACUAAUAGCCAAUUCUGUUAUUUCCUACUUAUAAAUGCCUAAUUUCUUUCA